AUGAAGUUAUUACUUCUAUUUCUCACAACGCUUACAACAUUGUCGAUUACCUUUUCUUACUCAGCAUCGAAUGUGAUUCUAGCCAAUGAUGCGACGCUUCCACAGCUCAUCAAAACCCCUGGUAAGUACACAUUCAUUGACUUUUAUGCCGAUUGGUGUCGUCAUUGCAAGAAGCUCCAUCCUAUAGUUGACCAAUUGGGUGAGUUGUUUGUUGACCAUCCUGAGAUCCAAAUUGUCAAGAUCAAUGGAGAUGCCAAGGAUGGGCGAAAGAUGAGCAAGAAAUAUGUCGAGUUGGGCUAUCCAACAUUGUUAUUUAUUGACAAUGAUAGUGGUAGAAAAGUCGAAUUUGAUGGUGAUAGGAGUGUGUUAGGAUUAAGUAAUUUUAUCCAGCAAUUGAGUGGAGUAAGACUACAAAGUGAGGAAGAAGAAGAAGAAGAAGAAAAAGAAGAAGAAAAAGAAGGAGGAAAACACAACGCCAAGAAAGGUGUGGAAAAUAUUACCCAAGGAGGUACAAAGGAUAAACAACUGAAUGUACUCGACAAGAAUAAAGAAGCGGUAAACGAAUAUGGUGACGUUGUGAUAUUGACUCCAGAGACGCUUGAAUCAACAAUCAAGAGCAAGCCAUUUGCGAUAAUCUCCAUAGGUGCCACAUGGUGCAAUUUCUGCCAAGACUUUAAGGGGACAUUUACUCAACUAGCAACCAAAACAUUUGCAAGAGAUACAGGUUCAGGGUCACUGCCAGGAUCUCUUGUGUUUGGACAGCUCACGAUCGAUCAAUUCGAAAAUGGUCAAGAUGUCAAUGUCAAAUUCAACAUAAAACAUUAUCCCACAUUGCUCUUCUUUAAACAUGGAGAUGUUAAUACACCAACAAAGUAUACUGGCGACAAGAAGAAUUAUGGGAAACUCGUGAAUGCAAUUAAUGCUUAUGCGGGAUUAUCAAGAGAUAUAUCGGGAGAUUUGAAAGUGGGUGCAGGAGUAAUAGAGAAACUUAGUGAUAAAUUUAGUGCUGACAUGGAUCCGUUUAAAGUUUUACAAGAACUUACGGAGUCAGAGAAAUUAAUUGAGUUAAACAAUUUCGAUGAUGGUGAUGGUGAUAUUGAUGUUGAUGUUGAAUAUUACAAAUUGAUUUUAGAGAGUUUGAUCAUUGAUUCUCAGGCCAUUGAAAUAGAGCAGAAUCGCCUUGAAGAGAUCUUGCACAAGGAUAUUGAUAAGUUGAAUGGAAUCACGAUUGAUUCUAUUAGAAAGAGACAGAAUAUCCUCAACCUGAUCAAUCUAGACAAGAGGAAAAAGUAA
Messenger RNA from Lodderomyces elongisporus, 1293 nucleotides. RefSeq lists its product as uncharacterized. The coding region runs from base 1 to 1293 and encodes 430 amino acids. Gene Ontology annotation, molecular function: protein disulfide isomerase activity. Gene Ontology annotation, biological process: protein folding. NCBI's taxonomy places the organism in Eukaryota, Fungi, Ascomycota, Pichiomycetes, Serinales, Debaryomycetaceae. Gene Ontology annotation, cellular component: endoplasmic reticulum. The transcript has a single exon. The record is from RefSeq and is a predicted model, not a curated record.